CUUGAUAACUUUCUUGUUCAGUUCCGCUUCCGACAAUCUAUGUACGAGCUUCGCUGCUUACUGCCGCAAUUCGAUGCCUGGAACCGGAGUUUGAGUGUCCGUCGGAAUCUCGAGUCUAUCAGGUGAUACGGCUCUCUCUCUUCCUUGGAAAUCUCGCGAGCUCGAACUCGAGAAAUUGUCUUCUUUGAUUCGUUCCUAGGGUUUGUUAGAAUAGUCGAAUCUAGGGUUAGGGUUUUAGGGUUUUGUUAGAUUUAGAGUCUGGGCGAUGAAAGGAAGGUCACACCACGAGGAUUGGGUCGAUGGAUCUUGGACUGUAGAUUGCGUUUGCGGUGUGAAUUUCGAUGAUGGAGAAGAGAUGGUCAAUUGCGAUGAUUGCGGGGUUUGGGUUCAUACUCGCUGCUCUCGUUACGUUAAAGGAGAGGAGCUUUUCACUUGCGACAAGUGUAAGAGAAAGAACAACAAGAACAACGUUGAUGAUGAUAUCGAAGAGACCGAGGUUGCUCAGUUGUUGGUUGAGCUGCCUACCAAGACCUUGAGAAUGGAGAGCUCGUGUACUCGGAAUGUGCCUGUUAAGCGUCCUUUUAGGUUAUGGACUGAGAUCCCGACGGAAGAGAAGGUUCAUGUGCAAGGGAUCCCGGGUGGUGAUCCGGCCUUCUUUGGAGGUUUGUCGUCGGUUUUCUCACGGGAGCUGUGGAAGUGUACUGGUUAUGUGCCUAAGAAGUUUAACUUCAAGUAUAGAGAGUUUCCAUGCUGGGAUGAGGAUGAGGUUGAGAAUGGGUGUCAGGAAGAAAACGGCGCUGGAGUUUUGUUUUCUAUGUCGAAGGAGAGUUUGAUCGCUGCUCCCGCGAGUGCUUUGGUUGCAAUGAGGAGUGUUGAUGAUAAAGGAACCACAAAUGACCUGGACUCUGGGGAAGCUGAGAUGAAACAUUCUCAGAGUGCUGUGGAGAAGGAUAAGAGGUUGCUUCGUCCCUUGAUAACGAGUAAGCGAAGAAAAGAACUGUUUGGAGCUUCUAAAGAGCGGAUGAAGAAGAAGGUCGAAAUUGCUGACAAAGAAGAGGAGGAUGAUAAGAAAGCAGUUCGACCAGCAAGUGGUUUUAAACCAUCAGAAUCAGAUGGUUUAAGUAGAGACUGUGGGAUCGCAAAGAAUGAUAAGUCAAAGAAAGCUGCGUUUGAAGAAUCUAUUGAUGGUGGGCUUGGCGAGGGUGAAUCUGGUAAUUCAGAAAUUGGUGUUGAAUGCUCCAAAGAACAGAAUCUUUCUGACGUUCAUGCUAAUGGUGCUGGAAAACAGGAAGAGAAAGCUGGCCAUCAUUUCCGAAUUGUGCUUAAGAGCUCUGCUACUGAAGAUUCUUCCGUCCCAGCAAGAAAAGAUGUUACACACAAUGAAGCUGAUAAGGCAGAUGAGAGACAAGGUACAAUAGCUGCUACUCCAGGAGAUAAUGCAGUUGAUUCGCCUGAAAGUUCCCAGAAGCCUUCUUCUGCUUCUACACGAGAUGCUGAAGAGAAAAAUUGUGAUGCUGUCAGUGGUAAAAUCAGUUCAAGGAAGAACCAAGUCCAAAAAGAAAUUGUGGAGACUGGUGCUGGUGGAGCUGUAGGGCAGCAGAUUCUGGAGUAUAACAAAAUGACACAGAGCAGUUCACUUCCUCCUCCUGAACCGCACCCUGUUGAUAUGAUAUCAGAAAGAACUACUGACUUAAAACGAGAGGUGUUGGUUUCGGAAGCAGAGAAAAAUAGUCUGGAAACAAAGCCCGGAUCUAGUGUACUUGAAGAGCCGUCAAAGCCAUGCAGACCUGUUCCGCACACGUUUUCAGUAUAUAGCAGGCCUAAGAUGGUAGUCAGCAUUGGGAAAUCAUCGUCUAGUUCAGCCACGGAAAAGUCACCUAAGCCCUCCUUUACUUCCAGGAACUCCAUACCUCCCUCCAAGCAACAACCAAGUGACGGUGAUGAAAACGCUAAUACUAAUGAUGAGGACUGUGUUUCCAGUGAUGCGAUCCGAGAGAGAGAUGGGGAUGAUGAGAAAUCUCUGAAAGAACAUACUAAAUCGAUGCAGCAGAGCCGCGCUUCUCAUUCUUCAGUUUCCAAGACAAGAGACUCUUCCUCUUCCCUAAAGGCAUCUCCAGCAGCUCGGCUUAAUGGUGGCUCUUCUGAGGCUUCUGGUAAACAUUCGCUCUCAGGGACCUUCCAGAAAAAUGACCCUAUGCAGUCUAUAACCGAUGAAGAGCUUGCGUUAAGACUGCACCAUCAACUCAACAGUUCUCCACGAGUCCCUCGUGUCCCACGCAUGAGACAGCCCGGUAGCUUAGCCCUGUCUCCAACCGCUACUAGUUUUAAGCGCACCUGUAGUUCCGGUAGCAAGGAUCACACAACGUUUUCCAGAAGGAAAAACAAGGACGCAUCCAAAGAAGGGUUACGAAAAUCUCGUGACGAUGAUAGAUGUAGCACUAGGAGUACCAAAUCGCGCCGCCCUCCUGAUUGGAGAACAACACAUCAAGACAGUGGAAGCAGAGGAGGGGAAGAAAAGGAAAACCGAAAAACAUCCUACUCUUCCCGGAGGGUACUUGUCCAGCCAAACUCGACUACAAGCUCAAGCAGCGGAGCGUCUUCAUCCAACGAGCAUAAUAAGCCUUCUCCACACAGUUCCCCGAGGAAUAAUGGUACUCCUGUUCAUCAAACACUGCCUGGCUUAAUCAAUGAGAUUAUGAGUAAAGGCAAGAGGAUGACAUAUGAAGAGCUCUGUAACGCAGUCUUGCCCCACUGGCCUCACUUGAGAAAACACAAUGGAGAGCGAUAUGCAUAUUCAAGCCAUUCACAAGCUGUUCUUGAUUGCCUGAGGAACAGGCAUGAAUGGGCUCGUCUGGUUGAUCGUGGCCCCAAGACUAACUCAGGGAAAAAGAAACGGAAGCUUGAUGCAGCAGAGGACGAGGAGUCAGAUGAGAACGAAAGCAGCAAGGGAGGAAAGAAGCAGCUGCAUCACUCUCAAGGAGAAGAGUUUCCUAAAGGGAAAAGGAAAGCAAGAAAACGAAGAAGGCUCUCUCUUCAAGGCAAGGGCAUAAAAGCGUUACUAAAGAAGCGAAAUGAACAAGUGAGCGAAGAAGACGAGGAAGGUGCGUCGUCAUCGGAUACAAGUGAAGAGAGUGUAUUCUGCGAAGAAGUAGAAGAGGCCCCCACUGCUAGUGCUAGACAAGUCUCUGCUAGUAGCUCCGAGGAAGCUGAAUCCACUUCAUGACUCCUCUCCCUAUGUAACAUAGAAGUAUAUAUAUAUAUAUAUCUAUGCAUUAUGUAGUUUUGUGUAUUUACCAAAAACUUCUCUUGUGUGGAUCAAAGGUUUUUUGAGAAUUCAGAGCAUCGCUCUUUUCUCGACCGACAAAACAAUAAACAUAUGGUUUUUAGAAGAA
Molecule: messenger RNA, 3392 nt
Organism: Brassica oleracea var. oleracea
Lineage: Eukaryota; Viridiplantae; Streptophyta; Magnoliopsida; Brassicales; Brassicaceae
Exons: 7
Coding region: 266-3223 (985 amino acids)
Source: RefSeq, a predicted model, not a curated record